This is a messenger RNA of Nelumbo nucifera (sacred lotus), 1535 nucleotides long. NCBI's taxonomy places the organism in Eukaryota, Viridiplantae, Streptophyta, Magnoliopsida, Proteales, Nelumbonaceae. The record is from RefSeq and is a predicted model, not a curated record.
UUUUCGUAGUGGAUCGUUUAGUCUCAAUCGAUACGAACCUGCACGCUACUGGGCGCGCUGACAAGUGACAACCUUCCUCUUCCAGCAGACAUUCUUCUAUCUUAAACCGAACGCUUCCUCUGAGAGUCUCUUCCUCAGAAGACGCCGGAGACUGCGGCCAACCGCCAACCCGGUUAAGCCAUAAUGGCAGGGAGAAAUCACAUGCCUCGUCAUAUUCCUGAAGGUCCAUAUGCUCGAGGUCCUGUGCCUCGACCACCCCAUCCUGCAUUGUUGGAGGAAGAACUUGAGAUGCAGCAUAUUGAAAUCCAGCGGCUCUUGGCUGACAACCGGCGGCUGUUUGAAGAUCGUCUGGCACUGCAGCAGGAGCUAGGUGCUGUAAAGGAGGAGCUUCAUUGCUUGAAUAUUGCCAUUGCAGACAUCCAUGCUGGGAAAGAAGCACAUUCACAGGAACUGAUUGAGAGAGGUUUGAAGCUGGAAGUUGAUCUUCGGGCAACUGAGCCUUUGAGAAAUGAAGCUGUUCAAUUACGAGCAGAAGUUCAGAAAUUGAAUUCUGUUAGGCAGGAUCUGGCUGUGCAAGUUCAGAGCCUUACACAAGAUUUAGCAAGGUUUCAAGCCGAUAGUCAACAAAUUCCUCUCUUGAGGGCAGAAUUAGAUGGUUUACAUCAGGAGGUUAUGCGUGCUAGGACUGCUUUUGAAUAUGAGAAGAAGGCAAAUGCUGAGAUGGUGGAACAGAGGCAAGCAAUGGAGAAGAACUUGGUUUCCAUGGCUCGUGAAGUUGAAAAACUUCGUGCAGACCUUGCAAGUGCUGAUGCCAGGCCAUGGGCUGCUGGUGGUUCUCAUGGAAUUAAACUUAGUAGCCCUGAAGGGCACUUCCUUUCUUCCUAUGGGGAUGGAUAUGGGCUUCACUCGAUUGAAAGGCAUCCUCAACUUCCGAGAGUAUUGAAAAAGCAGCACGUAGAUUUCCUCAAAUUGGCAGAUUGAAGGAAAAAGGGGAGACAUCAGAGGAGCAUUGCAUGGAGGAUUAAGUAAACAAUAUGAUUGACUUCUUGGUUCCCUUGCCAGCCACUGUUCCUAUCUACAAAAGGGAUUAUUUUGUGGCAGGAGAGAAGGAAAAUCAAGUGGAGGAUUGUGGCAGAAGGAACCAAAAGAUGACGUUUAUGUGCGGUCCACAUGUGCAAGGUCACUGGGCAAAAGGAAUUGAUGCCACUGCUGGAAUUUUCCAUCGAUGGAAUUAAUGUCAAAUGACAAUGUAGUUCAAUUAUCUUGAAGGUUCUUUUCUGGGUCUGCAAAUCAGUCUAGACAUUGAUUCUAGGUUACAGUUUACGUGAUCCUGCUUGUUGCUGAAUUAUAUCUCUACACCCUUUAAGGUGUUGACUUAUUUUGGUUCUUUUAAUUUCUUUGAACAUUCCAUGUGCAUUAGGGGGCCGUUUGAUGACAGCUGAAACUGAAAUAGGUGCUGAAAAGAUUCCACACUUGCUCAAAAUCAGGGGUACUGCUCUGGCAUAUAAUAAAACUUUGGAAAAGCAAUGUCGAGA